GGGAGUUGGGUCUCCAGGUUGUGCGAGGAGCAAAUGAUGACCGCCAAGGCCGUAGACAAAAUCCCAGUAACUCUCAGUGGUUUUAUGCACCAGCUGCCUGACAGCCUCUACCCGGUGGAAGACCUCGCCGCCUCGUCGGUGACCAUCUUCCCCAAUGCUGAACUGGGAGCCCCCUUUGACCAGAUGAACGGAGUGGCCGGAGAUGGCAUGAUCAACAUUGACAUGACUGGAGAGAAGAGGCCCUUGGAUCUUCCAUAUCCUAGUAGCUUUGCUCCCAUCUCUGCGCCUAGAAACCAGACCUUCACUUACAUGGGCAAAUUCUCCAUUGACCCCCAGUACCCUGGUGCCAGUUGCUACCCAGAAGGCAUCAUCAAUAUUGUGAGUGCGGGCAUCUUGCAAGGGGUCACCCCUCCAGCUUCAACCACAACCUCAUCCAGCGUCACCUCUGCCUCCCCCAACCCAUUGGCCACAGGACCCCUGGGCGUGUGUACCAUGUCCCAGACCCAACCUGAACUGGAUCAUCUCUACUCACCACCACCUCCUCCUCCUCCGUAUACGGGCUGUACAGGAGAUCUCUACCAGGACCCUUCGGCGUUCCUGUCACCGCCCACCACUUCCACCUCCUCUCUGGCCUACCAGCCACCUCCUUCCUACCCAUCCCCCAAGCCAGCCAUGGACCCAGGUCUCAUUCCUAUGAUCCCGGAGUAUCCUGGCUUUUUUCCGUCUCCGUGCCAGAGAGAUCCACACGGUGCUGCUGGCCCGGAUCGAAAGCCAUUUCCCUGCCCUCUGGACUCCCUGCGGGUCCCCCCUCCGCUCACUCCACUCUCUACCAUCCGUAAUUUUACUCUGGGGGGACCCAGUGCUGGAGUCACGGGACCAGGGGCAAGUGGAGGCAGUGAGGGACCCCGACUGCCCGGCAGUGGUUCUGCAGCAGUGUCUACUACUCCCUAUAACCCGCAUCACCUGCCAUUGCGGCCCAUCCUGAGGCCUCGAAAGUACCCGAACAGGCCCAGCAAGACGCCAGUUCACGAAAGGCCCUAUCCCUGUCCAGCAGAAGGCUGUGACAGGCGCUUCUCACGCUCGGAUGAGCUGACCCGGCAUAUCCGAAUCCACACGGGCCACAAACCCUUCCAGUGUCGGAUCUGCAUGCGAAACUUCAGCAGAAGUGACCACCUCACCACUCACAUCCGCACCCACACCGGGGAGAAGCCUUUCGCCUGUGACUAUUGUGGCCGCAAGUUUGCCAGGAGUGACGAAAGGAAGCGCCACACCAAGAUCCACCUUCGACAGAAGGAACGGAAGAGCAGUGCCCCCUCCUCGUCGGUGUCUGCCCAGCCUUCAGCCACUGGCCCUGGGGGCUCGCAGGCGGGGGGCAGCCUAUGCGGUAACAGCACCAUUGGAGGACCACUGGCCUGCACCUCUCGGACCAGGACACCAUGAGAUGAAGCUCCGGCGGACACACCCAGGUCCCAGAGGCCCUCCGUCCACUUGAGCUGCACAACACUAUCACCCAUCCCUGUCCCUUCCUGUGAUCCUGGGCAAUGGACCUUGAUGGAGCCCGGCCCUUCCCCCACCCCUUUUCCAGACACAGGGCCCUCCUAAAAUUUAGGCCAUUUGACUCUCUUAGGGGAGUUGACUGCCACUCCAAGCAAUGGGGAGCCAAGAAGAGGGAUGGGUGAGGGCCCUUGGACUAGAGGGCUGUGGUCUGAUUCUGACUGAGAGACAUCUCAUUAGGUUUGGCUGGUCCUUCCCUUAUUUUGACCCUGGAUGCCAGAGUUGUUCUGAGACCUUUUCUACAAUAGGUUGGGAGAUGCUGAUUCCUUUGAGUGAGGACAGCAAAAAAGACUAAGGAAAACUGACAUUGCACUUUAUGGCUUGGAACUAAUUUGGGGGAAGCUGUCCAGUGAGAGGAGCCUGGUUUCGGCUGCAGCACUAGAACAGUGAACUGAAGGGUAUCUAGCCGUCUCAACCCUUGAGCAAUAUGUACUAAAAACUCAGAGAACGAAAGUGCAAUGACGGGAGGGACAAAGCAAUAUUGGCUUCUUUUUGUUGAGAAACAAAGGUUAUUUUUUUCAGUGUAUAUCCAUUCAGAUUUUGUGUAUUUUUGAUGUGCACUGUUCACUCCGAGUUCUGAACCUUCGGGAAAAAAAUGUAAAGCAUUUAUGAUCUCUUGAAAUGAGUCAAAGGUUAACUUAUUUAAAGGGGGAUGUACAUAGGGUGCAUGCAGUUGUGCUGGAAAUGUCCCCUGAGCCUUGUGUGAUGUGGGCAGUGUUACAGGGUCUGCAUGUAUGCAGGAGGCCUUACUAUAGGAAAAAGAAAUCAU
Microtus ochrogaster (prairie vole) is the source of this 2323-nucleotide messenger RNA. RefSeq names its product early growth response 2 (gene Egr2). Lineage: Eukaryota; Metazoa; Chordata; Mammalia; Rodentia; Cricetidae. Gene Ontology annotation, molecular function: DNA-binding transcription factor activity, RNA polymerase II-specific; RNA polymerase II cis-regulatory region sequence-specific DNA binding. The record is from RefSeq and is a predicted model, not a curated record. Gene Ontology annotation, biological process: regulation of transcription by RNA polymerase II.